AUGGUGCAGUUCCCCACGUGUCAGGUUCUCAAAAAAAAGGGGGAGCGGAGGAAAGUCAGGGGUAUAGAGGGCAAGAAAAAAAAACUCUACAAUUCUACCGGACGGGAGCUACGCAGAGCUCUUUUUUCUCUGAAGCAGAUUUUCCAGGAUGACAAAGAUUUGGUUCACGAGUUUGUGGUGGCUGAAGGACUGACAUGUUUGAUCAAAGUGGGAGCUGAAGCGGACCAGAACUACCAGAAUUACAUCCUCAGGGCUUUAGGUCAGAUAAUGCUGUAUGUGGAUGGAAUGAAUGGCCUCAUAUCACACAAUGAGACUGUCCAGUGGCUCUACACCUUGGUUGGAUCAAAGUUUCGUCUGGUGGUGAAGACAUCCCUCAAGUUGCUGCUGGUGUUUGUCGAGUACACGGAGAGCAAUGCUGUCCUUCUCAUAAAUGCUGUGAACACUGUGGAUACCAAAGGAGGUAAAAAACUAUGGUCAAAUGUCAUGGAGAUCUUGGAGGAGAAGGAUGGUGUGGAUACCGAACUACUGGUUUUUGCCAUGACGCUCAUUAACAAGACUCUGGCAGCCCUUCCAGAUCAGGAUUCCUACUAUGACAUGGUGGACUGUCUUGAGGAACAAGGCAUCGAAACCACGGCCCGGAGACACCUAAGCAGAAAGGGCACUGACCUGGAUCUCGUUGAACAGUUCAAUAUCUAUGAGGUGACUCUUCGCCACGAAGAUGGAGAUGACGAGGCCCAGUUGCCUCCGUGUGCCAGAAAGGACCGACGCAGGGCUAGUGUCGGUGGUACCAAUGAAAGACGAGGCCUGGAGAGAAGAAGGAGCAGGAGGCAUUCGCUUCAGAAUAACAAAGAGCAUACACCCAGCCCAGCAUCUCCAAGCAGCUUCCUGCCCUUCGGGGGACAGCGGGUUGAAGACAUCAGUGAAAGAGAAGAGGAAGAGGAAGAAGAGGAGGAGGAUGAGGAGGAUGAGGCAGAUGAUGAAAGCCAACCAGACUCUGAGCCCCCUAUGCAGGGCUCUUACAGUCUGACAGAGACAUCACUUUCUACAGCUUACUCAGCUAGAAAGCCCUGCUGGGCUGAGAGACAUCAGACUCCGAGGUCACCCAUCCACAGGCUCAGUAAUUCAGCCCCAUCCACACCUGACUCCAAGCCUGAAAGAACUGCUAUUGGGAGCUUGCUAACGUCUUCAUUCAGGCAGCACCAAGAAUCUCUUGCUCUGGAGAGAGAGAAGAGACGUCAGGAAAGAGAGGAGCGUCUGCAGCGGAUUGAAAGAGAAGAGAGGAAUCGAUUGAGUCAUGACCAUUUGGAAAAGAGGGAAGAAUUAAGACAAGCCAGGGAGGAAAGGUACAAGGCCGUGGAGAGGUCGACUGCAGAGGAGAGUGAGCGGGAGCGGCCUCGGGUGCCAACAAGAGGACGAACAGAGAUCACUCUGUGUUUGAGUCCAACUCCAAGCGUCCGCUCAGUAUCACGAUGUUCAACAGCCUCACCCUCCAUCUCACAGGGAGCCACAGCCAUGGCUCCAGAGAAGACAACAUUGGGAACAGAAUGCAUUUCAAGACCAAACCUUUUCCGACAGAGCAGAACCAAAAGUUCAGCGCCUGAAUUCUCAACGUCAAUACCUCCCCAACAAUUAGACAGGACUGAGACAAAGACAGAGGCAGGGAAUGUUGCUGAUAUAAAGAAUGGCAACAAUGACCUAGCACAGCUGGAUGUGAAGGAGCAGGCAGAAAAGGAGAAGGAGGAGAAACCAAAGCAGGAGAUGCUUAAAAAGCAGGAGCAGAUUGUUGAUGAGGUUGGAGCGGAUGCAGCAGAGACAACUGAUGCAGCAGAGGUUGGAGAGCAGGAUGUGAAUGUACUAGUGGAGUCAGAGGAGAAAGUGAAGCAUGCAGAUGGGGAGGUGGAGGAGGGUGUGGUUCUGAGUGAGAAAGAGAGACAGAACGAGGAAGUGAACGAAAAGGACAAUUGCUCUGCAUCCAGCAUCUCUUCCACAAGCAGCACCUUAGAAAGGGAGGAGCGGGAGCAGAAGCCAGCAAAAGAGGCUGAAUCAGGCCAAUGGCAUCAGUGUCUAAAGGAGGCAGAUGUGACCGACCAGUGCAAGAAGAUUCUCAACAACAAGCGCUUUAUGCUGGACAUGCUCUAUGCCCAGAAGGCUGUCUCUGAGGAUGGCGGAGAGGUUGUGGAGUCAGAGAAGGAAAGGUGUAAGUGUGAGAGGGAGACAGACGCUAGUGAUUCUGUGACCAGUUUGGCAACCCGGAUCUCCACACUGGAAGCGAACAGACAGGCCAGAGAAGACAAUGUUAAAAGAUUGGAGGUGGAACAGCUGGACAACCAUGGCAGUGUCAGAACUGUGGCGGAGAGGUUUGGGGAUUUAGUUAAAGGUCUAUCGUCUACGCUAGAGAUAGAGGCUCCUAAAGAGCAACCGCAGAUAGAUAAAUCAUCUGGUUCAGCCCCUAAGAAGGAGUCAGAUCAUAUCUGGGAUCAGCUGAUGGCAUCUCCCAGGGAGCUGCGGAUCAAAGAAAUGGACUUUACGGAUCUUAGAGAGGAGGACGAUAUGGACAUUUUAGAUAUGGAGACCAUGAUGGCUUCACCACCUCCACCAUGCAGUUCCACCCUCCCACCACCUCCACCUUUGUUCGGAUGCCCCCCACCCCCACCCUUUCCUGGCAGAAUGAUGCCUCCACCUCCUCCAUUUAUGGCUCCCCUGCCGCCACCUUCUCCUCAUCUGGGUAGAGGAGAAGCCCCUCGGUUCCAGAAGAAGAAGACUAUCCGUCUCUUCUGGAAUGAGGUACGGCCUGUGGACUGGCAGCGCAAAAAUCACAAGUUCUGUAAGGAGUCCCUGUGGUCCAACCUAGAGCCAGUUAAACUGGACACAUCCAAGCUGGAGCAGCUGUUUGAGACCAAAUCCAAGGAGCUGUCCGUCACAAAGAAACCAUCAGCUGAAGGCAAACGACAAGAAAUCAUCGUCCUCGACUCAAAGCGCAGCAACGCCAUAAAUAUUGGAUUAACUGUCUUACCUCCUCCUCGCACAAUCAAGACAGCUAUUCUCAACUUUGAUGAGUACGCACUGAACAAGGAAGGCAUUGAGAAAAUCCUCACAAUGAUCCCAACGGAGGAGGAGAAGCAGAGGAUCCAGGAGGCUCAGCUGAUGAACCCUGACGUCCCGUUGGGCAGCGCUGAGCAGUUCCUGCUCACCCUCUCCUCCAUCACAGAGCUGUCAGCGCGACUGCAGCUGUGGGCCUUCAAGAUGGACUACGAGCUUAUUGAGAAGGAAGUGGCAGAGCCACUGCAGGACCUGAAAGAAGGAAUGGAUCAACUUGAAAAAAACAAAACCCUCAGAUACAUCCUGACCACCCUGCUGGCCAUUGGUAACUUCCUCAAUGGAUCAAAUGCCAAAGGCUUUGAGCUGAGCUACUUGGAGAAAGUCCCGGAGGUGAAGGACACGAUUCAUAAGCAGUCCCUGUUGCACCACGCCUGCUCCAUAGUGGUGGAGAAGUUUCCAGACAGCACCGACCUCUACUCUGAGAUAGGAGCCAUCACCCGCUUGACCAAGGUGGAUUUCGACCAGCUUCAAGAUAAUUUGGCCCAGAUGGAGCGCAGGUGCAAAGCAUCAUGGGACCACCUAAAAGUUAUUGCAAAACAUGAGAUGAAGCCAGCGUUGAAGCAAAAAAUGUCUGAUUUCCUCAAAGACUGCGCAGAGAGAAUUAUAAUUCUGAAAAUAGUGCAUCGCAGAAUAAUCAACAGGUUUCACGCCUUUUUGUUAUUCUUGGGCCAUCCGAUCUAUGCGGUAAGAGAGGUCAGCAUACAUCGCUUUAGCAAGAUCCUGAGCGAAUUCGCCCUGGAGUACCGCACGACGAGAGAGCGUGUGCUGCAGCAGAAACAGAAGAGGGCCAACCACAGAGAAAGAAACAAGACCAGGGGGAAAAUGAUAACAGAUAGUGAGGAUGACGAUGACAGUGAGAGCGGUAAAUUUGGAGGGGCUUCUUCAGAUGCACAGGAGAGCCAGGCUCAGGGUAUCCAGAGCGCUGACGAUGCAGCAGAGCAUGAAAACAUGAAGGCUGUGUUAAAAACUGGUCUGAAAGAUGGAGAGAGCAGCACAUCCACUGUGCCCGGGCUGCGAGGUCGCACCAGAGGCGGCAGCCUCAGAGCGCGCGUUGCUCCAUGGUGUUCUGCUAGUGAUGACCCUAUAAGCUGUACAGAUGACACAGCUGAUGAGAUCAUGGAGAGGAUUGUUCGAUCAGCCACUCAGGGGCCCAGUCAGAGGACACUACCUCGUGAGAGGAGGCGAUCCCGGCUAAACAGGAAAUCAUUAAGGAGGACUCUAAAGAGUGGCUUGACGACAGAGGAGGCCAAUGCCCUCGGCUUGUCCAGUGGUUCUGAGCUUCAGGUGUGAGAAAGACUAGGAUUCUGCUGGACAUUAGGAGAACUGUUGGCCCUUUCACUGCCUCACACACGCCCCCCUCCAAUCCAGACUGGAGAUCCACCCCUCUCUUGCCUCCAACCACCUGCAAGCUGGGAUGAAGUUGUUUGGUUUACAUACUGUGAUAUGAGAAAAAGGGAAAAAUCGCUGAGGAGAUCUUAUUCUUAAACCUGUGGGCAGGAAAAACAGCUUUGCAAUGAAACCACUAAGCUUGGCUUUUGCCAGAUGAACACAGAACAAGUGCUUUUGCAAGGCUUUACCGCCGUCAUCCUGCAUACAAAUGCCCACUAAGGUUUGUGUCUUGCUUUGUGUGUGCUUGAGGCUGCCAGUGCACGUGCUUCAACCACUUGCAGCCUUCCUUUGGACACAAAAGGCUGAACGUGGUGCAAAUCUUGAACCCUUAAAAUUACUGUGCACUGGGGGUUAAACGACAUAGCUGAGCUGAAUGACAUUUCAUCUAUUGAAUAGAUGGCUUGGUGCAGAUGGUUAUUUUGUUGUAUACUACUGGGGUUAUUUUAUGUUUAAUUUUGGUCCGAAAAGGUGCUUAAAUAAGGAACAUUUUGCACUGGAUGUAAAAGUUUGGCUAUCAUUGGAAUGUGAGAUUUUUGACACUGAUGAACCACUCUGACAUCUGAAUCUGACUAUGUGCUCAUCAAUGUGCCAGCUAUUCAGAAGUAGCACACUUUUAACAUCACAAAAUUGUAUAGAAUAAGGCAGAUGUGCGUUAGUUUAAAGAUAAAGAAGGAAUUUAAUAGUGUAGAUGUAUUUUUGAAGAUUGUGAGGAGACAAAACGUUCAGUGUUGCAUUGUUUGAUCAAUUCUUAAAUUAAAACUAAAGAGCUGCAAGCAUUCAUGGAAGUUAGCAGUUCGAACUCUUUCUAAAUUUGCAUUUUAUAGAAACUAUGAGCUGCACAUUUCAGUGCCUUGCAGACAGUUAUUUAUUAAGAUGCUUUCAGGGAUAUGUGAUAACCUUGUUUCUACAGAUGUGCAACCUGUGUAUGAGAAGAUCAUUUUAGCAUUAAUCAGUUUUUAAACCCAUCAUAAUAAAGUAGCUUUUUGGCUACAUUAGGGGUAUUUAAUUUCUACGGCUUCAUGUUGGUUUGAACAUUUAGUGUCUCAUUUAGCUUUCUGCACAUGUAACUAUUCAAGAAAGGACAAUGUAAUGUACAGGUCCUUCUCAAAAUAUUAGCAUAUUGUGAUAAAGUUAAUUAUUUUCCAUAAUGUAAAGAUAAAACUUGAACAUUCAUAUAUUUUAGAUUAA
Molecule: messenger RNA, 5676 nt
Organism: Cyprinodon variegatus (sheepshead minnow)
Lineage: Eukaryota; Metazoa; Chordata; Actinopteri; Cyprinodontiformes; Cyprinodontidae
Product: FH1/FH2 domain-containing protein 3-like
Exons: 26
Coding region: 1-4389 (1462 amino acids)
Biological process (GO): cortical actin cytoskeleton organization; sarcomere organization; cardiac myofibril assembly
Cellular component (GO): cytoskeleton; cytoplasm
Molecular function (GO): actin filament binding
Source: RefSeq, a predicted model, not a curated record